AUGUGCGUAUACACACAUACGCCUAAAUCAGCGUCCCGUCAUUCCACAGUUACUAUCCUGCAGUGCCGGGUAUACACUCCCAACGUGGAUUACGUAAAGCAGAUAGAGAGCCAAAUCAUUAUCAACCCUGCCUCACGCACGCACUCUCCGUUCGACAUCAGCACCACCGUCUCUGUGACCUCGCCAAAAUCUGUACCGAGGAUGGCCACAGGUGGCAAGAUGUUCCAGGCCCCCAAGUCUUAUCCCCACCUCGAAGAAGAUAAUGCGACAGUCACCCACGACGGCGAUGGUCCGACACCACAUGCGAAUGCCCACUAUAUCACAAAUCUAUACUCAACCAGUCACUCAUCCCAACAACCCACACCACACGAUUCAGUACACGCACUCCCGUCCUUGUUUUCAGGGUCACAGUCACUGCCAGUAGGCACCCAGGCCCAGAACACACAGAUGGAUACGCUAAGGCAAUCGCAUGCGAACUCGCCGCACCCAUCGGUUACCGUUCAGGGCACUAGCUCACCUCCCAAGCCGCCAACACCCCCACACUCUG
Sphaeroforma arctica JP610 is the source of this 547-nucleotide messenger RNA. RefSeq lists its product as hypothetical. The annotation marks the transcript as partial. The record is from RefSeq and is a predicted model, not a curated record. The transcript has 2 exons. Lineage: Eukaryota; Ichthyosporea; Ichthyophonida.